UCAGUGUCAUCUUUGCUUUCCUCGUCUAUUAGAAUAUAACUGAUUUUCAAUAAACAAAUUAUAUUCCGAGUAUACAUGAUGUAAUAAGAAUACUUAAGUUUGCAUUUCGAUUAGUUUAAUUUAAUCUUAACUAUCACGGAUUGAUUUACAGUGUGGUUUAGUAGACUUAAAUAGUCUUGUGGGUUACUUGUAUUGAUCACAAAGGAAGGAAACUGAUCUAAAGCUGCUGAAUCAUGUUUAGCGUUUUUACACGAGUUUCUACAUGUCUGUGAUUCUACUGGUCUAUUAAGCUACUUAUAUUGUUCAACAGUAUUUGUUAGGUCGUUAAAUUCAAUUUGAAGCCAGAAAAGGGCUCAAUUGAGGUUAUAGGUUAUGUUUGGUUACUUUAGGGCUUGGCAAGGGGCCCAGCUUAGUUGGUUUGGUCAUCUCACGUAAGAUAUAUCAUGUUUUUGUGGGAUUGGUUCACCGGAGUUCUUGGAUAUUUAGGUUUGUAUAAGAAGUCUGGCAAAUUGCUUUUCUUGGGCUUGGAUAAUGCUGGCAAAACAACGCUGCUUCACAUGCUAAAAGAUGACCGUCUUGCGCAGCCAGUUCCCACCCUGCAUCCAACUUCAGAAGAGCUUUCUAUUGGCAACAUGAGGUUUACAACAUUUGACCUUGGAGGCCACACACAAGCUCGCAGAGUGUGGAAGGACUAUUUCCCUGCAGUAGACGCCAUUGUGUUCCUAGUGGAUGCUUGUGACAGAGAGAGGCUGCCUGAGAGCAAGGCAGAGUUAGACAGUCUGUUGACAGACGAGUCCCUGUCCAGCUGUCCCGUCCUUAUCCUGGGGAACAAGAUAGACCGAGCAGGUGCUGCAUCGGAGGACGAGCUACGUGGUUUCUUCAACCUUUAUGGCCAGACCACAGGCAAGGCAAAGGUCCCCAGGAGUGAACUCCCCACACGACCUCUAGAGCUGUUUAUGUGUUCAGUGCUCAAGAGACAAGGGUACGGUGACGGCUUCCGCUGGCUGGCCGAGUACAUUGACUGAUAUG
Macrosteles quadrilineatus (aster leafhopper) is the source of this 1029-nucleotide messenger RNA. RefSeq names its product GTP-binding protein SAR1b-like. Gene Ontology annotation, cellular component: endoplasmic reticulum exit site; COPII vesicle coat. Gene Ontology annotation, biological process: membrane organization; endoplasmic reticulum to Golgi vesicle-mediated transport; vesicle organization. The record is from RefSeq and is a predicted model, not a curated record. NCBI's taxonomy places the organism in Eukaryota, Metazoa, Arthropoda, Insecta, Hemiptera, Cicadellidae. The coding region runs from base 444 to 1025 and encodes 193 amino acids. Gene Ontology annotation, molecular function: GTPase activity; GTP binding. The transcript has 6 exons.